Messenger RNA from Drosophila kikkawai, 3220 nucleotides. It is a transcript of the gene MED24, whose product is annotated as mediator complex subunit 24. Lineage: Eukaryota; Metazoa; Arthropoda; Insecta; Diptera; Drosophilidae. Gene Ontology annotation, molecular function: transcription coregulator activity. Gene Ontology annotation, cellular component: mediator complex. The record is from RefSeq and is a predicted model, not a curated record.
UCUGCCACCACUAGUGGCGGUGCUCUAAAAAAGAAAACAGUUUUGAAGGCGAAAAUUUUAAACAAAUCGCGAAACUACGAGCAAUACCGCAUCGCGAAACACUCUUGGGAGGCGCAAGAUGAAGGAGAACAACAAGAUCCUCCAGCUCAUCUAUGUGGCGUGGCGCGAGCGCUGGUCGGACUCCCAGUGGGGCAUCAACAUAAAAAAGGUUCUGCCAAGGGGCGUCAGCGGGGAUGUGUACAACCUGGCGGACUGCCUCAUGCAGCAGGCACUCAUUGGCUCCACAGCGAAUCCGUUGGUUUUGAACUACCUGAAGCAUUCUCUUUGCACUCAUCUCGUCUCCCAUGCCGCCGUCCUGCGCUGCAUAGCCAAAUACGACAAGCUGGAGCGGGUCUACUGCAUCACCGCACUCCUGGAGUUCCUGGCCAGCAUUGUGGAUGGCGUGACCUGUCGCAUUAAAUCUGAAGAGGCUAUCUUGCCCGGAGCCGUGGUCCACCUGGUCUACUGGCUCUUCCAAAUUUUCGCCCGCACCGUCCAGCAUUAUGAGCUCUAUAGCGAAAUCAGUGGCGAGCAAUCGUACAUGCUGGACCAGACCUGCCUGGUCAUUGAUCGCCUCAGCCAGCAACAGUUCCUGCUCUCCAUGCUCUUUGUGGGCUGCCACGAGGAGCUGGAAAUCUGUGGCCGCCUCCGGGAUAAGUAUGCCAGCAUCAAGGGAUCCCUGACCAACUCCAAUUUCACGCUGAAUGCACCUGCCGUGGAGCAGCAACUGCAACAGCUGGCUUUCAUAGAGGCCAAGCACUUGGACAUGCAGACGCUAAAUCCCUCACCAACGCUGGAGAAGAUCUCCUGCUGUGUGCAGCCCCUGCUGGCGGUGGAGGUGCUCCUGAAUCCCUGCAAGGACACCAGCUACUAUGUGGCCGAGUUACAGAUGCUGCAACGCUUGAAGCGGUACUCCAAUACAAGGCUCUUUUAUGAGAUUAUUCGCGCUGGUUUCCUUACCCUGAGCAACGUGGCCGACACGAGUCCGGACACCAUGUGGGGUGCCUUUAUGUUCUUUAAGAUGCCGCACAUUAUCAAGCAACUGCAUGCCCUGCAGCGUCUGCCCGGAGAGCAGCCACCGCCAGCGGACUACAUACCCGAGCUGGUGGAGGCUUUGGAGUUGCUCAUUGAGGACAACCUGCUGCUGGACUUUAUGGACACCAAGUGCUCCUGUAACAUGAUUGAGUUCCUGCUGAACGAUUGGACCAAACAGCAGUUGGUCAGCGAGGUGCACGUGAAGAAGUUCGCCAGCCAGAGGGAAGCCGCUUCGCAGCUUCUCAAGAAGUGCGACAAUGGCCAGCAGACGCCCUCGAAUAUUAAUUUUAUUAAGCGCGCCGAGGUGCCACUUUCCGGAGUGCUGAAAACGCUGUGCACCAACAAGGUGCAGGAUAUGGUGAAUGUGCUAUGCCAGGUGCCGGUGGGCAAUAGCUUUGAGCUAAUACUCUCCGUGGCGACCGUCGAGGGGCGGCUCAAGACCUUUGUGUCUCGUUUGAUUCAGUGCAAUGAGAACUCCAAGCCAGUGCCCGGUGAGCUGGGCAAGCUGUGCGUCAUCCGAUCCACGCUGUUUGACGUGUCCUUCCUGAUGCUGACCAGUAUUGUCCAGACCUAUGGAUCAGAGGUGGUCCUCUCCGAGCGCGGCGACUCCUUCUUCGAGAAGUGGGUGCGCGAAUGCAUGGUGGAGCGCAACAAGUUGAAGAAUCCCCGCCAGAUUCUCGCUCUCUGCGAUGACAGCAUUGUGGAUGAGCUGCUCCUUAGCCUAAGCAAACCGGAGGCUGCCCAGCUGAAGCCCAGCAAUCUGAGUUGGCAGGACACCUGCCUGAAUCUGCCAGGAGUGCUUCAUCAUGUGCUCAUUGCCUGGGAGCAGGAAACUCUCUCCUCGGCGGAUGUCAAAAGUAUUUUGGAUAACAUUAAGCGGCGUCUCUUUAGCUUCUCCGUGUGCGCCACCAGCUUCCUCUGCGCCUACAUGUACUUGGUGAAGGAAACGGAGCUGCUGAAGCCGCUCAACAUGAUCCAGCAGUUCCUGGCUCCGCUGACCAACGAGGAGCUGUCCAGCCAGGAGAAUGCCAAGGAGCGACUGGCUCUAUCGUAUCAGAUCAUUAGGAAAAUGCAGCAUGACGUUCAUCCCGCUCCGAGCGCCAAGUCUCGCUUGAUUUCACACUCGCCGCUUGUGGAGCAGUUUCGGGAGGUGUGGCGCUCUGUGGUGGAGGCUGGGCACCUGCCCGUUCGUGCUGCUCAGACUCUGGAAUCCCUGCUGCUGGCCGGCGGAGCAGCGUGGCUGGCCACGCAGCUGGUGGAGCAGCUAUUGGCCUGCAAAUACACGCGGGAUAUGUCACGGACCAUGGAUGUGGUCUUUGCCGUGAUGCACUUAGAUAUUGAGAAGACCACGGAGGCGCUGCUGCAGAAUGUGGUGGCUCCUCUUAUGCUCCGACGGCAGGGAGAGGACAUCAAUGAGCCUCAAUCUUUGGUCCUGGCUCGCCUGUGCGUCUACUGCAUCAUAUCCUGCCUGGAGUCACGCAGCGGUAACUCCUCUGCGGCUCUGACAGCCAUGAAGAAGCGUUCACGCUCCCAUGACGAGGAGGAACUGACCCCGAAUGCCGCCAAGGUGCGCAAAGUAAUUGGCGAGGGCAGCGACAACUCCAGCGAAUUUACGGACACGACAGGCGCCGCCGGUGGCACGGGUCUGGGAGGGAAUCUACUGGGAACAGCCGCCGCUGCUUUCACCGCCGAAGUGAGGGCCACACCGCUUACGCUCAAGGAGCCGCUGCAGACGAGCGUGCAGCACAUCUUCGGGGUAUUCCUGCAGUUCGUCAGCGGCGAUGAGCUGUCGCCCAAGGCCGUGUUUGUCUACCAGUUCAUCUCUCUGCUGGUGGAGUGCGGCGGUGAAAGAGUAGCCCCCGUGCUGCGUUUACUGCCCUCCAACCUGGUGCAGCAGCUGCUCAAGGUCCUGGUUACCGAUGACAUACGCGUGGGCCUCAUCAGCCGGCUCUACGAUCUGCGAGUGCCGGGCGGCAGACAGGCGGCCGUGGCCGAUCUGUGCCUGUGGCGGAACAUGCAGAUGGCCAGACACAGCAUACACCUGUGAGGGAUCAGGGGAGCAGGAGCCGAUGAAUAAGAUUAAGAGACGGGGCGGGCGAAAUUGCUAAAUGAAAUUGUAUUAAAAACUAGACAUUUUUUGACUCGA